UACAAUCGGGGGGAGGUUUCUCCCAGCAGGGUGGAAUUUGGACAAAGUUCCUGUCUGUUAUAAUCCGUGCAAUCAACAGGGCCUGACACCGAGGAAAAUGCUAAUUAUAGUAACAUUUACAGAUCGAAUGCCUAUUCAGGGUUGUUGACAAUAUUAAGGAAAACUAGGCAAACUUCGGGAUGUUACGACCUUGACUACACCUGCGACACUCCAGGUACCCGAUUAGGUUGUCAUAGGGCGUGUAGCGCUGAGAAAGAAUUGCAGGUUUGUUUGGACCACAACCCGUCCACCUUCCAUCCUUUGCAGUCAUCCUUCCACCUGCUGUGUUGAGGUCUACCUGAGCCCUUGUGGCUUGAUUGGUCGCUCCUGGGUUGACUGGUCGCUCCUGAUUGGCCCCUCGAUGAGUUCCGAUGGGCGCCCACAGGGCCGCAGCCCAAACCAUGGAGGCAGCAGGUCAGGCUCCCAGUACGCCUUGUGUGCCCUGGGCGUCGCCCUCAUCGCCCUGGGCAUUGUUAUGAUCGUCUGGACCGUCAUACCCAUGGAUGCAGAGGGCCCGAAAACGAGCAAUGUCACCGCCAACGACGACGACUCCACCUCUCCCACCCAGAGCCCAGGGCCCAACCAAGAUGUCAGCGCCAAGGACAAGAUGAAGGCAUCGUCAUCAGUGGCGUACGUGCUGGUGGGGGCAGGGGCGGCCAUGCUACUGCUGUCCAUAUGUCUGGGGGUGAGGAACAAACGGAGAGAGAACCAGAGAGCCAGGGACGCGGUGGUGGUGGGCACCCCAUACGUGGACCGUGUAGCAGGGGAGCCGGCGGAAGCAGCGCAGCCAGUCCCGACCUACGACGUGCCCAGCUAUGAGGAUGCGGUGGGCAGCGGCCAGUACCCCAUCCGCCAGAGCAACCUGCGCAACAGCACCUCCCAGCUGCCGUCUUACGAGGACCUCAUCAGUGCUGUGGAGGCCGAGGGGGAGGGGCCCAUCUCCAAGCCCGCCGGAGAGGCCCCGAACACCACCACCACCCCAGCCGCCUCAGACCCUGCCGCAGCCAAUCCACCCAGCCGCCGCAGCAGCAGCCGGGCCAGUAAGAUAUUGCGCCCCCUGCGGGUCCGGAGGAUAAAGUCGGAGAAGCUUCACCUGAAGGACUUCCGGCUCAACAUCCGCAGCCCAUCACAGGCUCGGGUCACAAUCGAACCCAUCACUCCUCCGCCGCAGUACGACGACAAGAUGCCUGAACUCUGAGAGUGCCAUGUGGUGCGAGGAAUAACUUAGGAAUAACACUCCUGUGAUAGUAUAACGCUGCUGAGAAAUGGCACUUUAGACACACGACUGUAUCUGAUGGACUCCGAAGCAUGCUGCAGAAGAGUAGUAGUGUUCUCUAAUGGACUGGAACUGGGUCUGGUGCCACAGUCGGUGUCUUAAAACCACAGACGUUAAAAUGGCUGUGAAUCCAACAGCCACCUCGACUUCUUCACCCAAACUGGUCUCUAUUUGCUUUUAUUAUUUUCCACCGUACAUGUAUAUCUGUAUUUUGUCAAAAUAAAUCUAUGUUGGUCAAGUUUCAAGAUCCUUUAUUGGGAUAACUAUGUUCUGCUGGCAUGGGGUGGGUCUUGGGAAAUGUAAUUACUGUAAAAUGUACCCACCAUUUUCAAAUGUAAAUAUGCCGAAAAAUCACUUUUUAGUUAACUAUACAUAUAAGCUUACUGGGCGGUGUUGAAUGUCAGGAAGGGUCUUCAUUUCAUCGUUUAUUGCAAAAGUCAUGUGGUCCCCUAGCAGAUCCCUUUCCAGAUGCUCUGCUGUAUGUUUGAUAGUCACAUGACACUAUAUAAGAGUCAGCAUAAGAGAGCCCAUCUUUCAAAAUAGUGUCAAAAGGGAGAUAGGUGAUUAGAUUUUUUUUUCUUAAAUCCAGUGGUGACCUUGAUUAGUGUGAUUUUAUUUGAAUGGGUAGGUGGUGCAGGUUCCUUGAUUAGAACAUCACAAUGUCAAUAGAAUUCAGAAGUCCUUUUUAUUUAUUCAGCUUUGUGAAUAUUGUUGUUAUUGUCAAACACUACUGUAUUAACACCAAACUACUGCAAAUUGUGAAUUUUAGGGAUGUAGUAUUGUGAUUAGUGAAUGCAGCUGUAUUGAUCUGUUUGUUAGAAAGAGACAGAUGGGUACUUGAUUCUGUUUCCAUGACAAUGUAAGGUGUUGAUGGUCAGUUUGGGUGAUUGUGUAUUGUUGUUUUUAUGUAUUUAUUAUAAACAUAAUAAAAUUAUGCAGUUGACGUUGA
Molecule: messenger RNA, 2264 nt
Organism: Osmerus eperlanus (European smelt)
Lineage: Eukaryota; Metazoa; Chordata; Actinopteri; Osmeriformes; Osmeridae
Gene: tmem51b
Product: transmembrane protein 51b
Exons: 3
Coding region: 401-1237 (278 amino acids)
Source: RefSeq, a predicted model, not a curated record